AUGAAUAAAAAGUUGGAGGAAAGUUUGUGCAGUAUUUGGGUAGCUGGUUUAGAGCAAAAAGAAAACGAAAUUAAAGAAGAGUUUAAAAUGAAAUUAGCCAAUUAUCAGAAAAAUUUGAAAGAAAAUUUUGAGAUGGAAACUAAAGAAGUUUCGAAUGAUUUUGUGCUUGGCUUUAAAUAUUUGAAGAGAAAUGAGUUGGAAAAUAUUAUUCCAAAAAGAGGAAAAAAGAAAGGAGGAGAUUAGUAAAGAUGUAGAUAGUUGGAUAUCAUGUUGGAUAUGAAAGGCAUGGAGCUCUUUUAUUGG
This is a messenger RNA of Meloidogyne enterolobii, 303 nucleotides long. Lineage: Eukaryota; Metazoa; Nematoda; Chromadorea; Rhabditida; Meloidogynidae. The record is from the annotation of a GenBank genome assembly.